This is a messenger RNA of Tetranychus urticae (two-spotted spider mite), 1311 nucleotides long. RefSeq lists its product as uncharacterized. NCBI's taxonomy places the organism in Eukaryota, Metazoa, Arthropoda, Arachnida, Trombidiformes, Tetranychidae. The record is from RefSeq and is marked provisional. Gene Ontology annotation, molecular function: UDP-glycosyltransferase activity.
AUGGAUGAAAAAGGUGCUCUAAAAGUUUUAAUGACUUCAAUGAUUGGCCUUGGCCAUUUACAUGCAUGCAUUGGAAUCGGUGCCCUUCUUCGUAAACGCGGUCAUGAAAUUUACUUUGCCCAUUACGAUGCAAACAAGGAAACUAUUGAAAAGCAUGGAUUUCACUACUUAUCAUUGUGUGAAUACAAUGAUAAAAAUUAUCCCAUAAUGAAUGCGCUGCCCAAUCUUGGCGAAGUAUUCAAGAAACGUUUCGAGCUGUCGAUGAAACACUCAAGUUUGGACAUUUUGAAGGAGUCAAUUAAUUCUGGUGCAAAUGCUGAGGAUGGCCUAGUCUAUGUAGUUGAGUUUGCUAAAGGUGAAAACUGUGCAAUGUUGAACCUGAUUGAGAAGAUAAAGCCAGAUGUCUGUUUAGUCGAUCAUAUUUGGUGUAUGCCUUGGACUGUUAAAGCUUCUUGUCCAGUGAUUCCUGUUUGGUCAGCAUCGCCAGUUGAUCUGUAUAAUGGUCCACCAAUGGGUUCAGGAUAUUCAGUGCAUGAUCCACCUCAGCUUUGGUCUGAAUAUCGCAAGUUGAAGGAAGAGUGCGAAAAGUAUAUAAUAGAGAAAGCAAAGGAAUUGUACAAAUUGUUUGAUGUUGAAUUCAAACCCCAGCUUUAUGCAAAGCAACUAGGAAUUUACAUUUACCCUGGUCCAUUGGAUUACCAUGAAUUGGGUCCACCAAAAGAAAACUGGGUUCGUCUUGAAUCAUCCAUUCGGUCACCAGAAACGGCGAGUUUUGAAAUACCAGAGAAACUGAAAGAUAAAGCAGGAAAGCUCAUCUAUGUCUCGAUGGGAACAUUGGCUUCAUCUGUAGUUGAGUUAAUAACCAUGAUAUUAACUCCAUUGGCCAACUCUCCUCAUCGUUUCAUCGUUUCAACUGGUGUUAAUGGUGAUUCAAUCAAGCUCCAUGAUAAUAUGUGGGGAGACAAAUAUAUCAACCAAGUUGCUCUUUUACCCAAAGUUGACUUAUUCAUAACUCAUGGAGGAAGCAAUUCGUUGAUUGAAGGCUUAGUCGAGUGUAAACCAUUGAUAGUUAUACCUCAAUUUGGUGAUCAACUUGAUAAUGCUCAACGAAUAGUUGAUCUUGGUUUAGGUGUGAGGAUAGAUUUGCAUGAAUUUAGUGGUGAAAAGUUACUAAAAGCUAUUGAAGAAGUGCUCAAUAAUAAAGAGAUUCUCUCAAAUGUCGCUCGAGUAAGCGAAGAGCUGAAACAGUCUGAUUCAAGGGAUAAAGUUGUUUCUCUUAUUGAACAACUUGCUCGAAACAAAUCACUUUAA